AUGCCGGCCAAGUCCCGCUUUACACGGCUCGAUGCCUUUACCAAGACGGUGGAAGAUGCGCGCGUGCGCACAACAUCUGGUGGUAUCGUGACGCUGGUGAGCUUGGUGGUCAUCUUCUGGUUAACAUGGGGAGAGUGGGCGGAUUACAGGAGAGUGACGGUUCGCCCGGAGUUGAUUGUGGAUAAAGGCAGGGGCGAGCGCAUGGAGAUCAGUCUGAACAUUACGUUCCCACGGAUGCCGUGCGAGCUGCUGACGCUCGAUGUCAUGGAUGUGUCUGGGGAAUUGCAGAUGGGCAUUACACAUGGUAUCAAUAAGGUGCGACUGAGCCCGGAGGUUGAUGGCAGCAAGGUGAUUGACGCUAAGCCGCUGGACUUGCACCAAGACGAGGCCUCUCACCUUGAUCCCUCAUACUGUGGUAACUGCUAUGGCGCUCCUCCGCCAACGAACGCCAUAAAGCACGGUUGCUGUAACACGUGCGACGAAGUCCGGGAUGCAUACGCCUCUAUAUCAUGGUCCUUUGGCCGUGGUGAGGGUGUGGAGCAAUGUGAGCGCGAACAUUAUGCCGAGCACCUUGACGAACAACGCCAGGAAGGUUGCCGUCUCGAAGGCAGUAUCAAGGUGAACAAGGUUGUGGGAAACUUCCACAUUGCGCCUGGAAAGUCGUUUUCGAACGGCAACCUGCACGUGCACGAUCUUGAGAAUUACUUCAGGGACGAGUACGCACACACCUUUACCCACAAGAUUCAUCACCUGCGAUUCGGUCCUCAGCUCAGUCAGGCUGUGGUCCAGGACAUGGCCAAGAAACACAUGGCCACCGGUCCGGGCGGAUGGACAAACCACCACGUCAACCCGCUCGACCACACGGAACAGCGCACCGACGAGAAGGCGUUCAACUACAUGUACUUUAUCAAAGUCGUGUCCACUGCCUAUCUGCCCCUCGGCUGGGAAAAGAGUGCCGAUGGCUCCAGUUCCGGCGGGUACGACGACCUUCUCGGCACCACCAUUCACUCCGUAAACAAGGGCAGCAUCGAGACACACCAGUACUCCGUCACUAGUCACAAGAGGAGCCUCCAGGGCGGUAGCGAUGAGAAGGAAGGCCACAAGGAGAGAAUCCACGCCAGGGGCGGCAUUCCAGGUGUCUUCUUCUCCUAUGACAUCUCGCCGAUGAAGGUCAUCAACCGCGAAAUGCGCGAGAAGACGUUCUCUGGCUUUCUCGUUGGCCUUUGCGCGGUCAUUGGCGGGACGCUGACAGUGGCUGCGGCGGUCGAUCGGGCGCUGUAUGAGGGUGUGAAUAAGAUCAAGAAGAUUCACUCCAACUAG
Molecule: messenger RNA, 1320 nt
Organism: Plenodomus lingam JN3
Lineage: Eukaryota; Fungi; Ascomycota; Dothideomycetes; Pleosporales; Leptosphaeriaceae
Biological process (GO): endoplasmic reticulum to Golgi vesicle-mediated transport; retrograde vesicle-mediated transport, Golgi to endoplasmic reticulum
Cellular component (GO): endoplasmic reticulum membrane; endoplasmic reticulum; Golgi membrane
Source: RefSeq, a predicted model, not a curated record